Molecule: messenger RNA, 10365 nt
Organism: Dromiciops gliroides (monito del monte)
Lineage: Eukaryota; Metazoa; Chordata; Mammalia; Microbiotheria; Microbiotheriidae
Gene: ZZEF1
Product: zinc finger ZZ-type and EF-hand domain containing 1
Exons: 55
Coding region: 28-8790 (2920 amino acids)
Biological process (GO): protein ubiquitination; regulation of synaptic plasticity
Cellular component (GO): postsynapse
Molecular function (GO): zinc ion binding; ubiquitin-like protein ligase activity
Source: RefSeq, a predicted model, not a curated record
CGGCAGCCGGAACGGGCGCCGCGGGCGAUGGGGAACGUUCCGAGCGCCUGCAGCGACGACGAGGAGCUUGAGGGCCCGGCCGGGGGCGGCGCGUCCCCGGGGCCCGGGCCGGGGGCGGCCGUGGCGGGGCCGGGGACGGCCGGCUCCGACGUCCCGGGCCCGCGGCGCGGCCCGGGGCCCGCCGGCCCCUCGGCGGGCAGCCUGCCCGGGGCGCCGGCGCUGCUGGAGCCCGGGGCCCUGCGGGAGGCGGCGGCCCGCCUGAGGCCCGGCUCGGCCCCGGCGUCGGGGGAGGCGGAGCGGCCGGUGCUGCAGCGCUGGCUGGAGGAGCGCCGGGCCCGCGGGGACGUGGUGGUGGGCGCGGAGGAGGUGCGCGAGGCGCUGGAGGCCCGCGGGGCCCUGGAGGAGAUCUAUGGGCAUUUUGACAUAUCCUGGGAGGACACCGUGGAUGUGGAGAAAGUGCUGGAGAACCUCAGGAGCAUUAGGGGCACCAGCCUUCCCGGGGAGCUGAGCAGCGUCACCCGGCAACUGCAGGCCUGCUCCCUGGUGCCUGGUUUUGUGGACAUCUUCUCUGAAUCCAAAGAGAGCCUGGGGCUCCACUCCUCCAUGAUCUUGCGGUUCCUCCACCAGAACCGCAUCACAAGCAUGGCGCUCCCUUACCCACCUCUGGAUUAUUGCCACACCAUCUGUGCCAUGAGGUCGUCUGUGCUGAGAGAGGCUCUGGAUCAGCUCGUGCAGAAGGACAAGGAGGGCCCCGGCGAGCUGAGUGGGAGCCCCGAGGCAGAGCAGCUCAAGGCCGUGGCCAAGUGCUACACGUCCAUCGAGACGUCGUCCAACUCGGCCGACAUCGACAAGAUGACCAAUGGAGAGACGUCUUCCUUUUGGCAGUCGGACGGCAGCGCCCGCUCACACUGGAUUCGUUUAAAAAUGAAGCCGGACGUCGUCCUCAGGCACCUGUCCAUCGCCGUGGCGGCCAGCGACCAGAGCUACAUGCCACAGCAGGUCACCGUGGCGGUGGGAAGGAACGCCGGCAAUCUCCAGGAGGUCCGAGACGUUCACAUCCCCAGCAACGUCACGGGCUAUGUGACGCUGCUUGAAAACGCAAACAUUAGUCAGCUGUAUGUCCAGAUUAACGUGAAGCGUUGUCUCAGUGACGGGUGUGACACCAGGAUUCACGGGCUCCGGGCCGUGGGCUUCCAGAGAGUUCGGAGAGGUGGGGUCUCCGUAUCAGACGCCUCCGCCAUCUGGUACUGGUCCCUCCUGACUUCUCUGGUGACGGCGUCCAUGGAAACGAGCCCAGUGUUUGUUCAGACCAUUCUGCAGAACACCCAGAAGGCACUGCAGCACAUGCCUCCGCUGUCUCUGGCACCGGCGUCGACCGACGGGGCCAGCUUCCUGUCUCCAAGCGUCCUGGGCGAGGUGGACAGCUUCCUGCUGAGAAUAACCAGUUGCUCGGCUAACCCGGAGGUAGAGCUGACCCUGCUGGCCUUUGCUCUGGCCAGAGGCAGUGUCGCCAAAGUGCUCAGCUCUCUGUGUGCCAUCACUGACCACUUGGACACCCCCUACCAGGCCUCGGCCCUGAUUUCAUCCAUGGCCACUGUCCGGCAGAAUUUGCUUUAUAAAUAUGGCAGGAUUCUGCAGCCGACUCUUCAGGCGUGCGACGUCAAAGGGAAGGGAGACAAGUCAGGGCCAGAAAACCUCCUGGCGGAGCCAUGGACUGGAGAUGGUUUUCUCACAGAAACGGGCAAGACCAGGGCGAGCAUCAUUUUCUCCACGGGCACGGAGGCGGCCUUCCAGGUCACGCAGCUGAGGAUCAAGGUGCGACGUGGGGCCAUUGGGGCCCAGUGCGGACUGGUGUUUGCUUAUAAUUCUUCCUCGGAAAAGUUCCACGCCGAGGAGCACUUCCGAAGGUUUGAGCGAUACGACACAUGGAAGACUCGUGAGUUCAGGCAGUUUUUAAAAAGCAGGGUGGGCGGCUCCUCCGCAGACCUCAGUGAGGACGAGCCCGCCGGCUGGUUUGAAGCUGACGAAGACUGGGAUGAGGUGGACGUGAAGAUGCAGCAGUGCCGGGUGGCCAAGUAUCUGAUGGUCAAAUUCUUGUGUACGCGGCGGGAUUCAGCUGAGCGCUUGGGCGUCCAGGGCCUGAGCAUGUACGGCUACUUGCGCCCGGCUGGCCUGGAGCUUGACCCAAGCACAGACUGCGCCCGUUGUGAUCCCGAAGCUGACCGCAUCUGUGGGAUGACUCUGCUCCUGAAGACACUAGCCUUCGUCCAGCAGCUGGCCCAGGACCUGGCACUGCAGAGAGAAAGCGGCUUCAGGCACAAACCACUGCUGGACACGGCCGGCCUCGGCCUGCCGCUCUUCUGGGGCUUCUACAGCAAGCUGGAGGCCAGGCCAAGAGAAGAGUGCGUCCUGGCACGGAUCAUGCUGCUGAGGCUUCUCCAGAGCUGUUUGUCCGAGCUCACGGCAGACCCCCAGCCCACGGCAGCCCGGGGCUCUCCGCCAAACCCACAGACUGCUCCUGAGGAGCUGUACACACACCUAUGCCAAGUGGUGGACCAAGCGGGUGAUGACUCUCUGCCAGUGAGAAGACUCCAGGAAGAGGUGAGGAACACGCUUCUCCAGGGAGCAGCUGUCUUCUUCCCUGAUGGCCAUGCCCGGCGGCGCCAUCUCUUUACCAUGAUGAGGAACAUCAGUGAGCCGGAGCAGAAGCCAUCUGCGCACCUCACCUUCAUGUCCUUGUGCACAUAUUUCAGUGGCUGCAACCCCGGGGGCCUGCUGCUGCUCCCAGAGAAAGGAGGCACCAAGGGGCUGGACGUGCAGGAAGUGCUGGCCGUCAUGGACACGCUGCAGGCAGCGGCUGCCCGGGAGUGUGACCUACUGAUGCUUGGCACGGCCCCAGGGGAGAGCAGCCCGGCCUUGUUCUCCCUGCUCUGGUCUGUGCAGGGGAGCCUGCUGGGCUGGUGCUACCUGCAGCUCAAGGGCAGCGAGCCACAGGCCAAGAAGCUGGCCGCCGAGAUGGUGGAGAGCUAUGUGGGACAGUUCCUGGCCAGCAUGAGGGUAGUUCUGCGGUCACUUUUGUCCCAGUACAGUGGAAAAACAAUAUUAGACAAGCUAUGUAACUCCGUGUUUGCCACGGCCGCUCGUCAGCUGGCCAUCUUCCUGCUGGACUUCUGCCCCCUGGACAUUCCCCACCUGGCGCUGCUCAGGGAGUUCAGCACCUUGACAGACCUCUUGAAGAACCUCUGCGGCGACCCUGAGGACGGGCCCAAUAAAAUGGACAUGGAGAGCUGGCAGCAGGAGCAGCCGGUGGUCCUGAACACGUGGGCCAUGGAGUCUCCUCAUAAUUACGAGAACAACUCUCACGACGUGGCCGUCUUCCUGAGCCCAGGGGCCACUGCGUUCGAGGUGGAGUUCGAUGACAAGUGUGAAACGGAGACCAGGUAUGACUACCUGGAGUUCACUGACGCGCGUGGACAGAAGACACGCUACGACACCAAGGUCGGCACGGACAAGUGGCCCAAGAAAGUGACCUUUAAGGCGGGCCCCCAGCUGCACUUUCUCUUCCACUCCGACAGCAGUAACAACGAAUGGGGCUACAAGUUCACCGUCACCGCCUAUGGCCUGCCCGAUGUGGCUGUUUCCUGGGGCCUGGACUUACAGCUCCUGGUAUCCAGAUUGAUGGGGCGCCUGGCUGCCCAGUGUCUGGCCUGGAGGACUGACCAGUUAGGGGAUGAUAUGGGGCUGCCUGUGGCCAAGGUGACGGCCGUCCUUCAUUCCCCUUUGUGGAAGCCAGUCUUCAGGCACCAGCUGUGCCCAGAGGGACUCCCGGGAGCCCGAGGGCCCACUCUUCCGCCCCAGGACAGCAAAGAGCUUCGCAGCGCUCAGGCCACCAGCUGCCGCGAUCUCCUCAUGGCCUUUGCACAAUCAGACCCUGCCCAGGGCUUCUGUGGGCAGAGCCCUGAGCUUUUCCAAGGACUCACACAGGCAUGUAAAAACCAAGCCCCGCAGACAGAUAGCGUUGCCGGUUCCGCAGUGGAUCGAGCCGUGAACGCCACCUUUGCCGCGUUGGUGUAUCUCACGCCGCAGUUGUAUGAGAAGCUGCAGAGCUAUGUUAACAGUGGGGGCCAGGCAGUGCUGAGUGAGGAGUUUGCACAGGUGUAUGCCCUGGCCGACGGGAUUAGGGUGUGGAUGUUAGAAAUGAAGCAAAAAUUCCUUCUGGACAAGGGAGAUGAGACGGAGGGAGAGCCGUGUGCUGAGGUGCCGGAGAUGAACCCGGAGAGCCUGGCCAAACAGUGUGUUCAGAAGAGUCUCUUGUUGCUGCGCUUCCUGCCGGGGGGCGUGAGCCCCAGAGCAGGUCCUGAGGACACGGCAGCAGGCCAAGACGAAGUCACAUCCCCGCGGCUUCAGGGGCAUGUGCAGAGGGCCAGCUCUGUGGUGGAGGAGCAUUUGCAGGCCUCGGGGCCUGACAGCUCUCCGGCCUCUUCGGGCAAGGCCCUGGAAAGGAGCGCAUCACAGCAGGAAGAUGCAGUUUCUCCUCCAUCCACACCAACACGCAAACCAGCCUUUGGCCGGGGCCGCCUGAGGCUCCUCUCCUUCAGAUCUGUGGAGGAGGCACGGCUGGUGCCCACGGUGACUGAGAAAUACCCCCUCCUCAAGGACGUGAUGGACUUCAUUAAGGAGCAGGCGCUUUCCCAUGAAAGCGUUUUGAAGGUUCUUUCUCUGAAGAAAGCCCAGGCCCAGAGCAUCCUGGACGCCCUGCAGGCAAGCCAGCAGUGCCUGGGGCUCCUGGGGCGGCCUCACUGCUUCCACCCCGCCUGCGUCCUCUUCCUGCUCGAGCUGCUCACUUGUCAGAAGGACUUUACCAACUAUUUUGGAAACUUGGAAGGCUGUGGGGCAGGGCUGCACAGAGAGAUCCAACGUGCCUACUACCAGCUGGUCCAGUUCCUGGUGGACGCCGUGAAGGGUUUCAGCACCCUGAAAGACAGGUCACUGCUCCCUGCCUUGUCCUGCGUCCAAGCGUCCUUGCUCCACCUUUUGGAUAUGGGCUGGGGACCCAGUGACCUCCCCUUCUUGGUGGACAUCCAGCUGCCAGAGCUGCUCAUGACUAUGUCCCAAGAAAACAUCAGUCUCCAUGACAGUGUGAUUUGCCCGUGGAGUGAGGAGGAUGAGAUGGCUGACUACAAACAGACGUCGGAGUGGAUGGAGGAGUGCCAGGACGGAGCGUUUGAGGCCUGGUAUGAGAAGAUUGCGCAGACGGACCCCGACAAGCAGAGGAAGAUGCACAUGUUCAUUGCCCGCUACUGUGACCUGUUAAAUGUGGACAUCUCAUGUGACGGGUGUGAUGAGAUCGCCCCCUGGCAUCGCUACCGCUGCCUCCAGUGUCACGACAUGGAUCUCUGCAAGACUUGUUUCUUGGGCGGGGUCAAGCCGGAGGGCCACGAGGACAGCCACGCCAUGGUGACCAUGGAGUAUGCCUGCGACCACUGCCAAGGGGUGAUCGUCGGCCGCAGGGUGAACUGCGACGUGUGUGAUGACUUUGACCUCUGCUAUGGCUGCUACUCAACCAAGAAGUACUCAGACAGCCAUUUGCCCAGCCACGGAGUCACAGUCUACCCCAUGGUGACGAUUCGCACGAGUGACCACCAGAGGCUCAUCCAGCCCUACAUCCACAACUAUUCCUGGCUGCUGUUUGCCGCCCUGACGCUGUACACCGCCAACCUGGCUGGCGGGCAUGAGGUAGAAGGGGAAAGGCUGGACCCAGAGGCUCAGCAGGCCGCUGCUGCCCUACGGGAUCAGUGCCUGCAGCUCAUCGGAGACUGCCUGGUGAAGGCGCAGCGGGAGAGAGAAAAGGAGGUGACCGCCAUCGGCCCUUUCCGAGAUGGUGCCACGGGCACGGUGGAAGAGAAAACUGCCGAGAAGACGGGCAGGGCAGACCCCGCAGUGGUGCCCAGCCAAGGCCAAGGAGACGCGAGAGGCGAAACCCUCUCUUUAGCAGGCAGCCCGGCCAGUCUGGGAGACAAGAGCUCGUCUUCAGCGAAAGCGCCGUUGGGCCCAGCCUCGCCAGCUUCAGAGAAAGCCCCGGACACCUGUGAUGACCCAGGCCUUCCAGGUACGUCUGCUUUGAAAACAGUGGAGGAAACAAUCAUGCCCCUGAGCCCCGAGCAAGUGUUUGCAGAAUGUUCCCAGAAGAGAAUCCUGGGGUUGCUGGCUGCCAUGCUGCCCCCCUUACAAUCAGGCUCCACCAUCUCCUGGGCAAACCUGCAACACAUUCUGCCCCUGAUGUUCCAAGUCGUGAUCUCGAAUGCAGGCCACCUGAACGAAACUUACCACUUGACCCUAGGCCUGCUGGGCCAGUUCAUCAUCAGGCUCCAGCCAGCAGAGGUGGAUGCUGCAGUGGCCAAGGCCCUCUCGGCCAAACACACCCUGUUUUCAGCAGGGGAUGGGUCUGCUGUGCCCGAAGGCUGGAAGACUGUUCACCUGCUUUUCAGCCUGGGAGCCGUGUGCCUGGACAGUCGCGUGGGCCUGGACUGGGCGUGCUCUGUGGCCGACAUCCUGCGUGCCUUGCACGACUGCCCCCAGUGGCACGGUGUGGCAGCAGCUUUCACGGAGAACUGCCUCAAGCAGCUUCCCUUCCGGCUGAAACACACCAACAUCUUCACUCUGCUCGUGCUAGUGGGCUUCCCCGAGGUGCUGUGUAUGGGCGCACGCUCCGUGUACCUAGACAACGCCAAUGAGCCUCACGAUGUCGUCGUCCUGAAACACUUCACGGAGAAGAGCAGGGCCGUUGUCGUGGAUGUCAAAACCCGCAAACGGAAAACAGUCAAGGACUGCCAGCUGGUGCGGCCAUGUGGCCCAGGAAGCGUGGCCUCCUCGCAGACACCAUCGCCGCUGAGCGCACACCUGCCGUACUUCACCUUCAUAAGCAGCCACCUGCUGCAAAGCAGCCUGGACAAGGGCUGCUCAGAGGUUGUGGAGGCCACCUGGGUGCUGUCCUUGGCCCUCAAAGGCUUAUACAGAACCUUGAAGGUGCACAGCUUUGAAGAGAUGCAGGCGGCCUUCCUGGAAUCAGGCUUACUGAAGCUGCUGGUGAAGAAGUGUAGCCGUGGCACCGGCUUCAGUAAAACAUGGCUCCUGCGCGACUUGGAGAUCCUGUCUGUGCUCCUGUACUCGUCCAAGAAGGAGCUGAGCAGCACGGCCCCACGGGAGCCCGGGGCUGGGCCCCUGCCACCAGGCAGCCCUCCGGGGGAUGAGGGGCACGGCAAGCCCGACCCACUUGAAGGCCUGGACGAGGCCACCAAGGUCUGCUUUCUGAUGACUCACGACGCCCUGAACGCCCCCUUGCCCAUCCUCCGGGCCCUGUAUGAGCUACAGAUGAAGAGGACAGAUUCCUUCUUUCUGGAGGUUCAGAAGAGGUUUGACGGAGAUGUGAUCACCACGGAUGAGAAGAUCCGGAACCUGGCCCAGAAAUGGCAGCCCCGAAAGCCCCUGCAGCCGGAAGAGCUGAGCGCGAGAGCUGUGGACACCGACGUGACCGUUCUGCCCUGCUGGCAGUCGAAGCCCGCGGCCUGCGACCGAGCAGCUGAAGAAUCCGACCCCGUGACCCAGAAGCUGAUCGCCAGCACUGAGAGUGACCUGCAGCUCAGCUACGCCAAGCAGCGGCGGGCCAAGAGUGCCGGACUCCUACACAAGGAGCUGGGCUCCCGGGCCAAGACUGCUGCACGCUCCUACCUGCACCGCGUGAAUGAGGCCACGGCCGUCCUCUACGCCAGGCACGUGUUGACCUCCCUCCUGGCCCAGUGGCCGGAGCCCGUACCCAUCACCGCCGACAUUCUGGAGCUCAGCAGCCCAGCCCAGAUGGCCUACAUCCUGGACAUGCUGAUGCAGCUGGAGGAGAGGCAGCUGUGGGAGAAGAUCCUGCACAAAGUGCUCCACAGCUGCAGUGAGGACAUGCUGGGCCCUGUGGCACUCACGGCCUGUCACUUCAUGGAGGAGCCGGGCACGGCCGUGCAGGUGUGCGAGUCCAAGCACCCCUAUAAGAACAACACCACCUUUGAGGACAAAGUUCACAUUCCUGGAGCCAUCUACCUGUCGAUUAAGUUUGACCCUCAGUGCAGCACAGAGGAGGGCUGCGACGAGCUCGCCGUGUCCAGCAGCAGCGACUUCCAGCAAGACCGCCACAGCUUCAGUGGCUCCUCCCAGAAAUGGAUAGACUUUGAGCUGCCAGGAGACACACUCUACUACAGAUUUACUUCUGACAUGAGCAACACGGAGUGGGGCUACAAAUUCACCGUGACGGCGGGACAUCUCGGGAGAUUUCAGACAGGAUUUGAGAUUUUGAAGAGGAUGUUGUCAGAGGAAAGGGUUAUUCCCCACCUGCCCCUGGCAAAGAUCUGGGAGUGGCAGGUGGGCGUGGCCUGCCGCCAAACUGGGCACCAGCGCCUCAAAGCCGUCCACUUACUUCUGAAGAUGGUGCAAUGCAGCGCCCCCGGUGGCCUCUGUGACCUCACCUUGCUCAGGCCUCUCUGGCAGCUUUUUGCCCAGAUGGAAAAGGGCUUGUGCCAGGACGUGAGUCAGCCCGGCAUUCUCCUGCCCCUGCACCGAGCCCUCACUGAGCUCUUCUUUGUUACUGAGAACAGAGUGCAGGAACUAGGCUCCCCCCAAGACUACCUGCUCGCCUUAACGACGGACGACUACCUUCUCUGCUGUACGGCCCAGGCUUUGAGAAACAUUGCGGCCAUCAGUCUCGCCAUCGACUACCCAAACAAAUCAACCAGUGUCGGGAAGGGCUAAGGGUGCUGCUGGCCCCUUGGCAGAAUGCUGCGCUCCUGGACGCAGGCCAGCAAGAAGGGUCAUUUCUGAGAGGCCUUCCUUCUCUGGGAGAGAGCCCUCGGCCUUUGUCCGAGUGGCCAUUUUUGUUUCUUCAGGCUGUGCUGGCUGGCAGAGUGAUCCUUAGGGGCCCAGCCCCAGAGUGACCCGUGGGCAGACAAGUGACCUUCCAAGAACCAGACACCAGGGUGCUGGGGCCACGGUGUCUGAUGGCAGCCAAGCUUCCCCCCCACACACACCCCCCGCCCUGCCCCGGCCCCCCAGAGCAUUUCACUUGUGCACGGCUCCUCUUGACCAUCUCCUUACACCAAGACACCUGGGAGGAAGCAGGGCUCACUUAGGGGCCGACGAAAGCCAGCCCCUCUUCUGAAAGCAUAAAGAAUUGUCUCCAUUUCCCCCUCUCCGGGACUGGCGGUUUCAGAUUUCCUAAGGGGCGAUCUUGAGCCAUGGACGUGGACGUUCUGAACUUGGCAGUACGGCAAUAAUUGGGGUGGUCCACGGGGACCAUGUGUUGGUUAUGAAAGGGCAGCAUCCCAGCAGGGGGUGUUUGUUGAAUCACUGCUAGUGGGACAUGGGUAAUGCGCCUGCUGUGUCACCCAGGGCGAGACUCCAGGUCCAAGGCCACUGGGUCUUUGUGUGUCUUCCUUCCCCCAUCUGCUCUGCACAGUCCAAAGCCUGAUUUUGUGAGGCUUGUGUCCAGGUCGGUGACACUGAAAGCAGUGGUGUGGCCAGAGAGGCCUUGGCCCCAAAUCUGAAGAGACCUCGGGAAGACAGGGCUUUCUGUCUGCCCCCUGCUAGUGGCCACCACGCAUGGGCUUGUGAGUACUCUGUCCCCCUUAGGUCCCCUGGUCAGGCGGAGGUGCCUGAGCUCAGCACGGCUUGCAGGGCAGGAGCCAAGGGAUGGGGCGCCCUGCUCAAACCACCUCAGGACCUGGGCAGGGACCUUUGUUCUUUCUGACAUCCAGAAGAUCUCUUCAUGAGGUUGUUGCCACUCCAUUGCUUUUUAUGUCGGGUUGGGGCAGGUAUAGGAAAGCAAAGCAGCGCCCCCUCCCAUUGUCCAGUCACCCCCUGCCCAAGUGAGUAAUGUCCUCACAACCUUCCUCGACAGUCACUGUCCAGUUCACACUGCCUUAUAGCUGACUUCUGGGAUUGUUCCUGACUUGGACUGGGACCAAGGUGGAUUCGUGAAGACCCGUGUUCUUUGGCCCAUCCAUUGAUGCCUGUGGGGGAAGGGGAGAUGCAGGUAUUGCUGAGAGGUUUGCUAGAAAUAUGUGCCUAAUGAAGAUUAAAAUGAUUCUUUGUUCUGAAUCAUUUACGGUGUAAAAAAAAAAAUUAUCCUGCUAAUGAAACGCGACUUAUUUUCAUUAAACACAGUUUUAGAUUUCUUUUCUUACGGGUUUCCUAUUUGGGAUUUUUAUUUGGUUGAAAAGAAAGCAUCGAGAUGAUACCAAUUGAAUUCAGCCUGUAAAAAGAAAAUUAUGGGUAUAUUAUACAAAUGAAGAGAAACCUAUUGUAAAAAUUCUAUAUAAAAAAGAACAA